Molecule: messenger RNA, 3040 nt
Organism: Misgurnus anguillicaudatus (oriental weatherfish)
Lineage: Eukaryota; Metazoa; Chordata; Actinopteri; Cypriniformes; Cobitidae
Gene: cd8b
Product: cd8 beta
Biological process (GO): regulation of immune response
Cellular component (GO): cell surface
Molecular function (GO): MHC class I protein binding; coreceptor activity
Source: RefSeq, a predicted model, not a curated record
CAAUACGGCCUUCUUUAUAUAGGCCAAGAAUUAAAUAAAAAUGUGUUUUACUAAUAGAUAUCUGAUAAGCAUAAAGCUCAGACUGUAUUACUUUAUGCAUUUUGCUUUUUUAUGAGUUUGAUUCUGUUCUGAUGUCAGCCUAAUUUAAUGCACAAUGCUGCAUAUGUGGGAAAAUGUUUGUUUAUGGGUCUUAACAGGUGCAGGAGUUAAAUGAGGACACAUGACUGCUGCUCUGUUGACCUCUUUCUUGCUAAGAGCUUUGUAUGUUUUCUUUUUGAAGACUUUAAACCGUUAUCACUUUAACAAAAACGUACACUAUAAUGUAUUGGUUGUGUCGCUAACAAUCCUCAUAUUCAUAUUUGAUGGGACAUUUUGACUCAAUACUCAAGGAUUUGAUUUCUCAAGGAACAUUGAUAGUAGAAAUUUGUAUUUGUCUUACCAUACACCAUUUUUAUUUCAGAGGAAAUGCUGUUUUGAAUUCAUUAUUUUUGUGUACGUACUUGGUUUCACUUUUAAGGAAAAACAGUACUGUGCAAAAGUCUUAGACCAGUGGUCUCCAACAUGGUUGCCCGCCAAAGCACAUUAUGUUAAGCCUCAAUUUUAAUAUUUAUUACAUUUUUUAUAUUAGCUUUUCUGUAUGUUAUCAUUCUAAAUAAUGUAAAAUAGUAAAAUUAAAUAAAAUCAACAAGUAAAACAAAAAAGUUUUGAGUAGACUAUAUGAAAAAUAUAGCCCGCCAGAUUGUUUUAUCCAUUGUGUUAGCACUUGGUUGCAAAGAGGUUGACCAUUGUGCCACCAUUAGAUGUUUUUGCAGUGGUAUAUUGAGCAUAUAUAAUUAUUUUUCAGUCUCUUUAUUAUAAUACAAUAAGGAAAUAGAAGAAAUUGUGUAUGCAAUAUAAGAAUAGAGAAAAAUAAAUAAAGAUGAUCAUUUAAACUUUGUUUUAAAAAAGCUGAUGGUGGCCUAAGACUUUGCACAGUAUUGAAGUUCACAAAAAAUAUUUUAUUAUUUAAUGUUAAUUUUUUUUACUCUAUUUUAACCGCAGAUCUUUCCGAAGUCUUUUGUCUGUUCUGUUAUUUUUGGGAAUUUUUACACCUCUCUAAACUUUAAAGUGCCUUCAUGCAUGAACAACGCUUGGAUCAUAGCGUCCAUGUUGAAUGUCCAAAAAUGGAAAAUGUAGUAUGCAAAAGUAGUCCAUACUACUUGUGUAGUCUUCUGAAGUCAUGCAAUAGCUUUGUGUGAGGAAGUGACAUAAAUGCAUAUAAUUCACUGUCUGACAAUAUCAAACUCAAAAACGGUUCGGUGUGAUUCAUGAUUGUUUUUUUGUUUUUUUUGAUGACCCGGUUGAUCUAGUUUACAAUUUGGUUAAGUGAUCCAAUUGCACUUCACUUAAAAAUGUCUUUGUCAUUUUGUUUAACAGAUACAGUCAGUACCUCUCUUUUGGGUUACACAGAAAAAUAAGAGCUUGCGGCUUUGAGGCUGUCAGUAAUUGGUUCAUCAGUGUGGACCCCCGCACUAGGGAUCCUCCUUUCUGUAUGACAAAACAAGAGAGAGGAAAACACACACACAGUUGACAGCUCACACACACAGAUAACCAAGAAUGACCGUCUAUUGCGUAUGGAUUUGUCUGUUCGUAUGGACAGCAGUGGCCGCGCAGAGCUCCUCCCGAGAGACGUUGACGGUUCUCUACCCCAAAAUCGGUGGCACGGAGACUCUUAACUGUAAUUGUCCGGAUCACACCUGCCAGGAGGCUUUCUGGUACCGAUACUUCGAGAAGAAUAACAGCCUCCAGUUUCUCUUGUAUUAUAACAGCGCUGGCACCGGAAAACACGGAGAACUUGACAAUGACACGAUGCAGCGCAUCAAGGGCUCCAUGUCCGCAGGAUCGAAAGCCAGCUACAGCCUCCGUAUCACUGGAUUUCGGGAAGAUGAAGCUGGCAUUUAUUCCUGCAUGUUUAAAACUAAACCUGUCAUUCCUGUUGGAUAUUAUAUUAGGCCUGGAGUGAAUCCUCCAACGCUUGAGCCACCAACGACCAAGCCCCCCAAAAAAAAGCCGUCCUGUAAAAGUUGUAGACCCUUCACUUCUGAAGGCUGUGUGCGCUCGAUCCUUUGGCCGGGCAUUGGUGCUCUUCUGCUGUUGGCUGUUGCUCUUGCGGGCACACUUUACUACUUCAGUCGUCUACCUAGGAAGUGCAGACAUCAAUUUGCAAAAACGAAUCAGUUCAGAUGAGGAUGAAGUUCAAGCACUUUGGCUCAAAAAAAGUGUGGUCCUUCACUACUAAAACAAUGUUCCAAUAGCGGAUUUUUAGGGGAUUUUUCCUCAUUUUCAUGAGCACAAACAUCGUGGAGAAAUCCAGUUUGAAUUCUGCCAUAGAAAUGUGACCCUAAAUGUGACACUUUUGGACAACAAACCCAGUCAUAAGGGUCAGUUUAUUGAAAGUUGAACUAUACAUGAAAGUUAAAUUAAUAAUCUUUCCAUUGAUGUUUGGUUUGUUAGGAUAGGACAAUAUUUGGCCGAGAUAUAACUGAGAAAUCGCCUUUAAAGUUGCCCAAUGAGGUUUUUAUUAAUUGCAUCCAUUCACAAAAUUAAAGUUUUGAUAUAUUUAUGGUAGGAAAUUUUCAAAAAAUCUUAUGUAACAUGAUCUUUACAUAAUAUGCUAAUGCUUUUUGUCAUAAAAGAAAAUAAUUUUGACCCAUACAAUGUAUUGCUACAAGUAUACCUGUGUUACUUAAGACCCAAAUGCAUUUUUUUUAAGUAAACUACCAUUUUCAGUCCACUUGAAUUUAUAAACACAUACAUAGAAUGUAUUUGAUUCAUUGUCGGGCUGGACUGAAUUUAAACAGAGCUGAUCCUGCUGCAAUUUCCCCAAAACUGAAUCUAUUAUAACCGCUGAUUGAACCCAGCUGUGUUUGUUUCCUACACUCUUUAUUGUCCUUUACGUUCUGUUCUUGAUUUUAAAAGAAUAUUACCGCAUUGCUUAUUGUGCUUUUCAGAACCAGCACAGCAUGUAAAAUUUGUAAUUGAAUGUACAGUUUUCUCAUUU